Molecule: messenger RNA, 5631 nt
Organism: Achroia grisella
Lineage: Eukaryota; Metazoa; Arthropoda; Insecta; Lepidoptera; Pyralidae
Exons: 7
Coding region: 157-5535 (1792 amino acids)
Source: RefSeq, a predicted model, not a curated record
AAUGUUUGACUGAUUUGAUAUUUUUGACUUGAAAAUUUACAAUAGAAACAUUUUUGUCAUUGUGUUUUUGUAGGCUUAUUAUAUUUUUACACAUUCAAUUUAAUAGUAUAUUUUAAUUUUGAUGUUAAAUUGUUCGAAAUCUAUGUUACGGUAGACAUGUUGAUCAAUCGCGAGUCGGAGGAAGGGAGGGCGGGUGAGGGUCCUGAAUCCAAUAUGGCGGUAGACCACACAUAUGAGUACCAUACUGCCAGUGAACUGUUCGAAAUUAUGGAUCGUGAUCAAGACUUUGAUUCUAACGAUAUCGAUGAGAAUGAGGUUCUAACAGCCAACGAAUUGAUUACUUUAUACGAAAACAUAGAUGUAGGAAGUAAACUAAUAAAUACUGCUAUCGAUAUAAAACGUCCAAAUCAACGAGUUGAAACUAUCGUCUACCACGAAGACCCUGACUCGGAUAGUUCCGAUCUCAGCGAUAUCAACAGCAAAGAGGAUUUAAAUAAUAUAUUUUCCAUUAACAAUACUAUGCUCGACCUCCUAGAUAGCCCACCAUCUCUACAAAAUGAUCUAUGCCAAAAACUAGGGAAUUUACAAAUACAAUCAUCUAAUUUAAAUACUGGCUACCAUAAAAACUUCCUAUUCAAAGAUCCAUACAUUAAAGAGCAACUCAAGAGCUUAAACGUAAUGGCUAAUUGUUAUGGAUUUGGCGGUACAGGAAUUCCAACGUCAUUAUUAGAUUACAUUUGUUGCAAACGCUUGGAGGAUGAUUACAACUUUUAUAUGGAUAAUAUUAUACGAUAUGUAAAUUAUACUAUAGAGCAUCUCAAAAGAAUUAGCAAUGGCGAUUAUCUUACGGAUAAAGCUAAGCAGAAGUGGAGGGAAGUCGAAAGAAAUAAAACUGAUAGUUUGGAAAAUAAAAAAGUUCUAGCUACAUCUACAAGUAUACCCCUCCACGUUGAACAAAAAAAUACUGGUUGCCAGUCCACUUGGGAUGAAAUAUUUCAUUCUGAAAUCGACAUUAGAUCGCUAUCCAAAAUAUUGGAGAAAAAGAUUGUUCUAGAAAUUCCGAAAAUGAUACGCGGACCUGACAUACUGUUUAAUCAAUGUUACGCAGAUAAUUUAGUUAUUAGUAGCAAGAAGGAAAAACAGUGUGCAUUAUUAGAAACUAAAGAAGAAUCAAGAGUUGAGGUCGUGUUGCAACUGAAACGAUCAGAUUCAGGAAAAGUUAUAACUAACCUCAAUUCUAUUAUGAUACUACAUACGACGCCUGUACUACAUACCGAACCUGCGUCAACAGAAGCUUUAACACUGUUAAAUUCUGACGAUCAAGCAAUGACCAAAGAGUGUGCCGAAAAUAAAGAUGAUAAAAUAAAAAUUAUUGAACUAAAUGACAAUGAUGUGGAAACAAACCAAGACACGGAAAAUGUGUUUAUAGAAAACUUUGUCAAUAAUCAAGAAUAUAUUGAAUGCGAUACGCCUACGCAUAACAUUGAAUAUACUACUACUGAUAAAGAACACAAGAUUUCAUCAAACCCUCAUAGCAAUCAGGAAUCUAAUGAGUCUGGUAUUGCUCUCAGAGAAAUAUUGCAUACAAAAGCAGCUAAUUCAAAUAUUCACAACAUUAUUACGCCUGAUGAAUUGCGUUUUACAAUGCAAAGACUCAAUAUACAGUCUUCUUUACCCGAGGAAGCGGGAGAAGAUAUGCAAAAUUCAUCAGUUAAAAUGAAAUCAUCUACAAGGAUCAGGAUAAAAUCUCCAUAUGAAAAUAAAUCUUACAUAAUAGAAGAAAAGAAACGGCGAAAACUCUUAGAAAUAAGAGAAAGACGCGAAAAAAAGAAAAUGGCAUUCGGUGAACACUGUAAAAUCACAAAACAUAGGUAUAAUAAAGGAAACAUAAUGCCUCAACCCUCAAGUUCUGUAACUAAAUUGUCUAUAACAAAUAAAUCUUUUUAUAAUUCUAUUUACGGUGAAAAUAUACACAUAGACAGCAAAAUAAAUUUAGAUGGUCGUAGAGGGAAAAAAAGAUCUACAUUGGGAGAUAAUGAAGAAAAAUGGGAAGGGGAAAAUAAUUCUUUAAAUUUAUCGCAGGACGGAACUAGUAAAAAGUAUAUUAAUAGAAGUUAUUACUUAGAUGAUGCAGUGACGGAAAUGCAGAUGAAACGACAUAAUGCAGUGGCAGAGAUAUGUUCAACGUCCACUUCUGCCAUAUCCACUGAUUUUGGAUGUAUACUCUCCCAAGCAAUCGCCCAACCAGAUUCUAAUUUUAAUGACACAGAAGAAAAAUGCAUAAGCCACUUGGAAGUGGGAAGUGACCAAAGUGUCUAUAUUAACGAAGAAUCUGAAAUAGACUUGAAUUCCUCGGGGAGUAACCUGAAUAUAGUUCCUGCAAAUUCUCCUAAAAUUAAUGAAGCUGAUGAUAAAACAGAUUUAAGAGAAAUAACAACGUCGACAUCUAUAGAAUGUAGGAAAAGUAUAGAGAAAUUAUAUGACCUUAUGAGCAAACUCAGAAAAUCGGAAUCAGAUGAACGUAAAUUCAAUAAAUGUAAAAUAAUCCAUUCCUCAACCCAUACAGAAGAAAAUAAAUUUGUAACUCAAGGUAUUUCUUUUGAUGAAGUUAGUGACAGUGGUACAAGUUUUAAACAUCAUAUGAUAUCUUCUAAUGCAAGUUACAUUAAGAAAAUCAACAAUCCAAAUGUAUCCAUCACAAAACACGUAAAUAAUAAGAAGUCAAAAACCCUAUCUUCAGUAAUACCUAAAGUAAUAAUCAGCGCAAAGUCUCAGACUGUAAAAUGUGAAAGUGAUAAAAAUAAAAAGGAUAAAAAAACAAUUUCUGUUGGCCCUUCUAAUGUUGUACCCGAGAAUCCUUUAAGAGCGAUAUCGCAGCUUCUUCAUGAAUUUGACAGCGUUCAAAAGACAAGACAGAAAUUUCCAGUGCCAAAGCAAAAUAAAAAGAAUGAAAUUAUUCCUACCGAUAAUCGAGUCCCCUCCCGUCAAAGUUAUAUUAAAAGACGUUCCCGAUUUGAUCAGCAUUUGCGAAAUAAUGAACAAAUUGCUAAAAAUAUUACUUCUGUAGUAUUUAAGGAUGUAAAACCUAUUCCUCCAAAGGAACUUCUAGGAAAAAUACCCAAUCACCAAGUACCAAUACCGAUUCAUGAAACAAACGUUGAAAAGUUGAGUAAGAAAAGAAUGUCUGACAUUAUUGACGAAGCAAAGGAAGCGAGGGGUGAGGCAGUACGAGGCCCUUCUAAGCUUACAAGAUUAAAUACAUUGGCGCAACCAAAAAGAUCUUAUGUGCAAGCACAAAGUGAAGAAUACCAAAUCAAAAAUGGGAGGAAUAAGAUGACAGACAGAUUACAACGAUUGACGAAGACUCCUGCGCAACCAACUCUCGAUAGAAAGAUAGCAUUUCCUAUUUUAAGAAAUGUGCAAAAGCGAUCGGGACCAGAGAUAAUAAUGCCCGUUCACAUGAAACCGCCACCGCCGUCAAUGUCACCUUCUUUAGAAAAAACGACGAAACUACACUUCUCGACUAACCCUAUUUCUGGGAGAAAAGUCUUACAGCCAAAGAUGGAAACACUCCACAAAUCAAGUCACGUACCCGAAUCACCUGAAGCACUGAAAGUUAAGAUGGGUGUCGAAUCUUACGUGAAUAAUCAUUACGAACGUGUGUUGCCAGCGGUGGUAACGCCAGAAUUGCAGAUGGCAAGCAGGUCACGGGUGCCAGUAAUUGCGAAGGAUACUGAUCUAGUAUCUGUCACGUCAUCAUCAUCUGCAGAGAAAUCAACGGUACUUGGACGUAAACUUCAUAACAUCAUACACACUAUGAUAAAUUCUAGUACAUCGGAAGGUGCCGCCCUAUCUGUGAAACAAAAAACAGCUUCUGGACUUAUUAAAGAUACUGACGAAUUGAGUAUCAUUGAUAACAAUGCUAAAGAAGAGGCGAGAUCUUUACAUUCAGAUUAUCGUAUUGAUGUUUUUCAGGACAACAAUGUGUUAACGGCUGUUGAAGGCGUUAAAGAUCGUAUACGAGAUGAAUUCAUCCUUAAUAAUAUAAAAAACUGCAAACUAAAAAAAGUUGGGAAAUAUGAUAUACAACCUUUUAAUUCAUAUACUGAAUUACAGCAAUUGGAAUAUGCUUUAUACCGCCGACUAUCAAUUGGAACACUUAAUAAACGCUUAAGAAUCAAUAAUUUGACAUUGACGCCUAGACAGUCCAUGCGUCAAGUAGUAAUUGUACAGUCAGGAGAUGCAAAUUCCAUAGUAUUAAAUACUUCCACGUCACAAAAUUUACAGAAAACCAAUUCUUAUAUAAUUGAGGAUUUGAAACCUUUAAAUAUUUUAACGUCUUCACAAUUAGAAUGGAGAUGUGGAAAUAUCCCGAUGCAAAUAGCAACUGUAGGCUACGCAUUUCCUAAAUAUCAGUCAGUCCAAUGUAACUCGAGUGUUCUUAGUAAAUCUUUAAUUAAUAUUUCCAAAAAUGAAACAAAACAUCUAUCAAAUCUUAAAUUGCAAGAAGCUAAUAUUUCCUCUGAAAUUCCAAUUAACAAAACAGAACAAGGAGUUCAGGUCGAAGUUUAUGAAUUACCAUUUGCCUCCAUACCCGGCAGAGAAAAGUCACCAAAUGAUAUUAUUACAGAAAUUGAAAAGCGUAAUACAUUUAACAACCAAACAGAAGACUACAAAAAAAAAUAUGACGUUGUUACUAAAAAGUCAGAAAAUAUCAACUGUACAACAUCACUAGAUAUGCUAGUAGGUUUAUUGAACGAAAUACAAAAAAUAACUUGUCAAACACAAUUAAACGUUGAUGAUGAUGUAAAAGCUAAACAACCUGAAACUGUUCUUAAUAAUGCUGUCCCUAUAGAAGAUGUAAGGAUAGCUCAACCCCUUAAUAUGGUUUCUGUAGACAAGCUAAAUCAUUUGGAAUCGAGCUCUAGUGUUAGGUCUGUCUAUGUAUCUAAUACUAAUGACAUCAAACAGAAACAAAUUAAUUUAUUAUACAUGGACUCCAAAAGUACGCUAUGGAAAUGUGAAUAUGCCGAUAAAGAAGUAAAUGUUGAUAUAACUGAGAAGGACUUUGUAAAUACCUGCACUGAUGUACCAUCCAGUCUUUUUCCUAUAACUUUAAAUCAUAGUACCAACAUUACUGAUUCACUGAUAGGUAUACUAAGCGCGCCAUCUAAUCAAUCGAUAUUCUCUCUUAAGGACUAUCACGUGUACACUGAGGAUUCUGCCUUUAACUAUGAAAAGAAAAUAAUAGAAUUAUCCAGUCUUGUAAUUAAUAGCGAUUCACUAGUUGCAUGUCAAGAUACUGAGGCUUCAGAUAAAACUAAAGAGAAAUUAGCUAAACCAAUUAUGAAAAUUGAUGACGUGGCCAAAAUUAAAUCUUUUGACAAGACAUUGGCAAAGGCAUAUUCUAUUAAUAACUCAGAGAUUGACCCUCUUAUAAAAAUUAAAAGAGACAUUUUAGUAACUGUAUACUCUAUGUUGGUAAUAACUGUUUUAGCUGCACUUUCAUUUCCUGAAAUUCUAUAUCAUACUUGACAUACUUACAUAUAUAUCAUAUCUUUAUGUUGUUUUGUGAAAUUUUAAAGUGUUUUGCUACUAUUUUGGUACAAUAUUUAUUGAAUAUAUUUAUGG